AUUCGCUAUAACUUUUUUUAUAAGUGACUGGCAAAUACUCGGCAUAGUUAAGGAUGACUGACGUUAUCUUUAACAGAAUUGCCAUUCUUUAGUCCAUUUUACAACUUUUCUCUAUAAUGAAAAAGUACUUUUUAAUCUUCAGGAGACAUUCACAUCUGCACUGAAUGACAUUUGUCUCAACUGAAGCCAAAGAAGGUGACUGCUGAGAUGUAAUUCUUCUUGUGUUCCGACAACUUGCGGCGUGACGAGCAAAACCGAUACGCUCGACUGAAAUAAAGAAUGGCGAAUGCAACUGAGGAUGAAAACCCCACAUUUACAAACCAAGAAUUUUCGGGCGUUUCAGGGCUUACAUUAGCUCAUAAGAUAAUUGUGUUGAUGCUUGGUAUUCCUCUGUCCAUCAGUGCAGUUGUAGGAAAUGUUCUGAUCAUCGUUGCCCUUUACAAAGUAUCCUCUCUUCAUCCACCGUCGAAACUUUUGCUCGGCUGCUUGGCGUGCACCGAUUUGGGGGUGGGCCUUAUUUCGCAUCCUCUUCUCAAUGGUCUUUUUCUUUCUCCAGAGCGCUGGUUUGGUUGUGACGCCUUUUGGAUCCUUUUCAAUACCACCGGUUUUGUGUUUGCUGGUAUAUCUUUGUUAACAAUGACCGCAAUAAGCGUAGACAGACUUCUUGCUCUGUUGCUGGGGCUAAGAUACAGACAGAUGGUAACUGCGUGGAGAGUGAAAGUCCUUAUUAUUGCCCUUUGGCUUUUCAGCACUUUAGUUGCAAUGGUAGCGUUUUACAGUCAUCGUCUCGCUUUAAGCAUCGCUUGUGCAGCACUUGUGUUGUGCAUUGUAAUCUCUACUUUCUGCUACAACAAAAUUUAUCGCACACUCCGUCUUUCUCAAACACUCGUUCAAGGCCAAGUUUAUCCUGAACAACCGAAUGGGGAAGGAAUUCUGCUAAACAGAGCACGAUACAAAAAGACAGUGUCCACAGCAUUGUGGGUACAAAUGGCGUUACUGGCUUGUUAUCUCCCUUUUGGUUUCAUCUCUGUUUAUAUGACAGCUGGAUUGCACACACCGUCAAUUCUUUUCGCCUGGGCUCUGACGAUAUCUCUGAUGUACUUUAACUCGACUCUAAACCCAUUCCUGUACUGCUGGAAGAUGAGGGAGCUAAGAAAAGAAGUAAAAAACACGGUAAAACAGUUCUUCUGCCUGUCAGGUUAACUGUGUGAUGCUGCUCGAAGCAAUUGAGAAUCAUUUCUCCGUGUGGAUGAGAUGUCAGCCAUACCUCGAGUGCUCUUCCGCUACCCUUACAGUUUAAUGUUACUCGUGUAUUUGUGAGGUAUUCCUAAGUGAAGAAGAUCACUGACAGCGUGAAUAAAAUUAUCACUCUAAAGAACCUCAAGAGGCGGUCAAUGUAAUGCGAAAGAUUCGCGAGGAUCCAAAUUUAUACCAGCUUUAUAAAGCAUACUUCUUUAACCAAUCGAGCCCUGUGUGACUAGCAUCUAAUUUCUCCUUUCAGUAGUACUGCUGAAUCAUUCAUUUAAGAUCAUGAGAAUAAGGGAAGUGAUCGCCAACCUAAGAACUUUGAUCGUUAAACAAUUUCUCCUUGUCAGCACCAAACGAAAAACAGAAAAGAGUAUGGAGAAUAUGGAUACUGAUGUUAGGGUGUAAAGGGUUAACUAAAUAACGAGGCAACAUUUGCAGUGGUAAGGAGAACUGCGAAUCCUUUCGCGACAGUUAGAAGACUGGUUAACUUUUAGCACCAGAACACUUUAACUUUUUAAACUGGACAAUCACAACUUUUCACAGCGCAUUUAUUGCUAAAAAAUUGCAAAACAAAACACUUGACAUCGUGGUAUGAAAAUAGUCUCUUGAAAAGGCAUUCAGGGGAAAGAAAAUAGAAUUUGCUCAAAAAUAACUUUGUUAUUUGGCGUCUUAGACUUCAUACUGAAAUAGGAUUUAUAACUCUGAUAUUAAAGAAUCAUUUCGUCUA
This is a messenger RNA of Pocillopora damicornis (cauliflower coral), 1975 nucleotides long. RefSeq names its product trace amine-associated receptor 9. Gene Ontology annotation, molecular function: G protein-coupled receptor activity. Gene Ontology annotation, biological process: G protein-coupled receptor signaling pathway. NCBI's taxonomy places the organism in Eukaryota, Metazoa, Cnidaria, Anthozoa, Scleractinia, Pocilloporidae. Gene Ontology annotation, cellular component: membrane. The record is from RefSeq and is a predicted model, not a curated record.